AUGGCUGCAAACGAUCCAGUUCAAGAGAGACAGCUUGUUCUUAUGGAAAGAAUGAGUAGAAGGAUCGAUUCGAUUCUCGAAGGGCAAAAGAAACUAGAAGAUACGAAUGCAGUCCUUCAGCAAGAAAAUGCAAAGCUGAAGAACCAACUUGCGAGUCUGGAAGGGCAGGCAAAGAAGAAAGGCAACAAACGUUCUAAAAGCUCUCGCAGAGAAUCAAAUGUUGUGAUUCCAAAUGACUUAAGGGUAAAUAUUCUUUAAUUACUUUAAGGAUAUAAAUUUUUUCAACUUUAGUACCGUUAAGUUGUGUUUCAGAGUUUCAGUUGCGGUGUAUCAGAAGCAUAAAACGUGUCUUCAAAGACACCGCCAUUCCGCCAUCACGCGUGUUCUGUGUUAACUUAAAGCACAAUAUGUGUAGAUGUUGGUUCUAGUGCUUAUCACAAAGUUGGAACAUCCUUGUGCUGAAUUCUUGUGCCUAUUUUGCAAGCAUUUAGCAAAAAUACUGUUUACCCAGUUUAAAAUUUCACUGUGUACUGUUUACCCAAAAACCCUGCUGACCCUGAUUAAAGAAAUAAACAAGUUUGUGGUUUGAAUUGACUUUUGACAUAUGAUGUUCUUCCAUAUUAUCUUCCAGAAACGGUUUCGGUUCAUCUACAAAAAGAUGGUAGAAAAAAAAGUGACACAAGGUUUCAUCAUUGAUGAAGAAUAUGUUAUUUUUUUACCAUACAUAAGAUGAUGUGUUUAAAUAGCAAGGCACUAAGAGAGAUGGCAUGCAAGAUAUUAGAAUUAAAACUUUACCACCAAGAGCUAAAUCUCUCUCUGACCAGCUUCUUCUAAGGGACUGUUAGUUAUCUGUUUUGAGGCCAGUGUUUAGAGUCUGGGGCCAGUGUAAAAUAUUCAAAUUGGGAGUAGGAGGUGGUAAACUUUUUAGAAUCUGUUAUUUCAACUAUUAUGUUGCUGAUAGAUUAAUACAUGCAAAUUUUUGUUUUGAGAAAUCUUUUCCCUUCAAGAACCAGAAAUCCUAAUGUCAGUUUGAAGGUGUAAAAAGCAUGUAGCUUCUGCACUGUACCAGCAGUGAUUAGAAAAUUGUCCAUCUUGUAUAACUGCUUUACUUGAAUUAUUAUUUCCUUUUUUGGCUGAAUAAUAAUAAUAAUAUUAUUAUAACUGCCUCUGGCUAUUGUUUAAAACAAAAAUAAUAUUCUCAUUUUUAUUACAGUCCACAGUCAGAGAGAAACCAGAGUAUUUUUACAAAAGUGAAAGAAGUACUGAAAAAAGAGCAUGGAGGAGAAAGCUGCCUAUGGACUGACUUACAAAUGGAAGGUAUUACAUUACAGGAAUCAAGUUUUAAUGUUGUGUGCAAGUUAGAACAAGAAGCAUUUACCUUGUGCAAAAUCAAACAAAUUUUCUGAAAUAUGUUGGACAAAAAACUUAACAACUGAAAGGGAAAACACAAUAUUACCAGCAUUAAUUCUUUUAAUUAAUAUAUAUCCAUAAGCUGAUGUUACAUAUACACAUAGACUUGUCAUUGUAUUGUAAUUUUAGGAUAUCAUGCAGUGAUAAUAAUUAUUGUUUUUAACUCAACAGCUCAGUUUUAUCGGUACUUCAAAACAACUAAAGAAAGAGAGCAGAGGAUAAGAAAAGGGAAAAAUGAAGAGCAUAAAGAAAAGUGCAAAAGGAGCAGGUGUUUACUAAAUGUAAGGACUAGCUAAGUUGUCUUGCUUUUGCCAUGCUAAACCUAUAUUCAAGAAUAAAUUUUCAAGAUAGUGUGGCUGAAGCAUGGCUUCUGAAUCAAACAUUUCAAUUCAGUUUGACAACAAGUGUUGUUUAAUACUGUGGCAAAUUUGUGCAUGGCAUUGUACCAACAUAAUAAUAGUUUGAAAACACAAUACAAUGUGGGAUAAUAUACAGCAACAAAAAAUGAAACAAUGCCAUGCACAAAUUUGUCAUACACUGUAAGUUGGAUUGGUAUGUUUACAACUGGUGUACAAAUACACAUUAAUUAGGAAAGUCAACCUUGCUGGUAGUUAACCAAAUAAUAUGGGUUUGCUUUAAUUUAGUACUGUUUUGUAGCAUGAAUUUUUUUCUGGGAGUUCUAUUUAUUGCUGAUUGUUAUUUUCAUAUUUUAUAUCUUUUGUGGGAUAUCAUUUUGAGUUAGAAAAGUAUUUCUAUUUGACAAUAAAUUAUAUGUUUCAUAGAUAUAAUUUGGUCUGGUUAUUAACUAAAUAAUGACUGAAUUGUUGCUUUUUGUUCCAUUAGAAACUGGAAAGGCGUCAGUCAUCCUAUGAGAUGCUACAAGCUUCUAUGACACCAAAAGAAAAACAGUAUUAUAGUGAAAUCCUUUACAUUGAUUAUAUGAGUAGCGAAGAAACAGAUUAUGAGGAGCAAGAAGAUUUCAUUACUGGUGAAAAAGAAAAGAAACUGGCAAGAUAUGUAACCAAGAAGCUAUCAUGGGAAAGAACAAGCUUGACAAAUGCAAAAGCCAGGCUAGACAGAACCUACAAAAAUAAUUUGACCCCCCAUGCCAGGGCAAUGGCUAAGCCAAGGAGUGUUGGUGGCAUGUCGGAGAGGCCUGCACCUGCUGGCCCACUUUGGGCUGUCAGGCAGAUAAACAAAGAGUCGUGAUUGAAAAAAUACUUAACACUUUUUCUACUUUUUAUUCAUUUAUUUAUCAUGUAUUUAAUGGCAAACUGAAGUAAUUGUUUUGUUAGAACAAAUUAUUGUCAUCUAGAUCACAGGGAUAGUUUCUUCCAAGUAUUGUUAAAUUUAUUGACUUAUGAUGGGGAAAAUUUGUUCCUGUCAAGCAUAAAUUAGCUAGGUAUGUGUGAUAUUUUAACCCUUUAACUCCCAAGAUCUGAUUGGUAACUAUCCUCUCUAGCUGCUACAUAUUUCCCUGUAACUUAGUUUUGAGAAUCUGGUGUGAUAUCAAGACAAAGACCUAUACCUGAUAAGUUUGAGAAUUCUCAUUAUCUCUUUGCUGGAUAAGUUCAAGAUAUUUUAGGGAGAAGUUACUUGUUAAUCACUCCUGGGAGUUAAAGGGUUAAUUACAAAUAGGCAGUAGCUUUAAGAAUGUGUACCAG
This is a messenger RNA of Pocillopora meandrina, 3074 nucleotides long. NCBI's taxonomy places the organism in Eukaryota, Metazoa, Cnidaria, Anthozoa, Scleractinia, Pocilloporidae. The record is from the annotation of a GenBank genome assembly.